AUGUCUUGUCCACACGACUUCGAUUGGCAUGCGCCAGAUGCUCGGGCCAAUGGACAUAAGCGCACCGCUGGAACACCACAGAAUGUCCCCGGUCUCCUUAACAACACGUCGAACUUGGCCUUGCUCGGCCAUGCUGCAGCUUCAUCCCAAGAAUUGCUUAACCAGGGAUAUCCGGGAGCUGCUGGAGAUCCGGAAUGGUACCUGGGAAGCCUGAGUUGGUUGUCUGACGAGACGCCGUUUGGCCAGUCUUCAAACGGGCACGAUGAGGCAACUGGUCAUCAAGACACUCAUCAUUCGAUUGACGUCCCUCCAUUGGAUUCCAAUGCCGGCUCAUCUGCUCAGGUCCCUCACAUACCAACGGCUGGACCAAGUGGCAGUUCUCGACGACGCACCACCAGUCUCAAAGAACGCAGGAGCGAUGCGGUAACCGGCGCCGGACCCGUGAAAUGUGAAUGGAAGGGCUGUACGUAUCCCGAUGUCUUUUCUCGACGGAUCGAACUGAAGCGACACGUUGAGACAAAGCAUAUUUUCCCGAGAUCUUACGAGUGCCCGGAGCCGGGCUGCCAGAAGUUAUUCAAUCGGGGAGAUAAUCUGCGCCAGCAUUUGCAUCGGAUGCAUUGA
This is a messenger RNA of Aspergillus chevalieri, 621 nucleotides long. RefSeq lists its product as uncharacterized. The transcript is spliced from 2 exons. The coding region runs from base 1 to 621 and encodes 206 amino acids. The record is from RefSeq and is a predicted model, not a curated record. NCBI's taxonomy places the organism in Eukaryota, Fungi, Ascomycota, Eurotiomycetes, Eurotiales, Aspergillaceae.